Molecule: messenger RNA, 696 nt
Organism: Charadrius vociferus (killdeer)
Lineage: Eukaryota; Metazoa; Chordata; Aves; Charadriiformes; Charadriidae
Product: sulfotransferase family cytosolic 2B member 1-like
Exons: 6
Coding region: 1-696 (231 amino acids)
Biological process (GO): sulfation
Cellular component (GO): cytoplasm
Molecular function (GO): sulfotransferase activity
Source: RefSeq, a predicted model, not a curated record
AUGCCGUGCCGUACCACCUGGAUGCAGGAGAUCCUGACGCUGCUGUUCAGCCAUGGGGAUGCCCUGCCAGCCAAAACCAUCCCCAACUGGGAGCGGGCGCCCUGGCUGGAGCAGAUCUACUUCAGGGACGCGCUGCAGGACACAGCCGCCCAACGGCUCCACACCCCCCACCUGCCCGCCCGCGUCCUGGCACCCGCCCUGCAGCAGAGCAAGGCCAAGGUGAUCUAUGUGGCCAGGAACCCCAAGGACGUCGCUGUCUCCUUCUACCACUUCCACCGCCUGGCCAAGUUCCUGCCUGACCCCGGCUCCUUCGACACCUUCCUCACACGGUUCCUCGAGGGCACGGUGCACUAUGGCUCCUGGUUUGACCACGUCAAGGGCUGGCUGGGCCAGCGGCACCUCCUGAACAUCUUCUAUGUCACCUACGAGGAGCUACACCAGGACCUGCGUGGCACGGCACAGCGGCUCAGCGCUUUCCUGGGCUGCCCGCUGGCACCGGAGACACUGGAAGCCCUGGAGCAGCAUUGCAGCUUCAUCUCCAUGCGGGACAACGCCAUGGCCAACUACACCCUCAUCCCCUCUGAAAUCAUGGACCACAGCCAGGGACGCUUCAUGAGGAAAGGUGAGGAGGGGGACGGGGGACGGGGUGCCAGUGGGGGCACGCUGCCGGCUCCCGGUGCUCCCCCUGCCCGGUGA